Molecule: messenger RNA, 1953 nt
Organism: Erigeron canadensis
Lineage: Eukaryota; Viridiplantae; Streptophyta; Magnoliopsida; Asterales; Asteraceae
Product: protein NRT1/ PTR FAMILY 6.2
Exons: 6
Coding region: 139-1854 (571 amino acids)
Biological process (GO): oligopeptide transport; transmembrane transport
Cellular component (GO): membrane
Molecular function (GO): transmembrane transporter activity
Source: RefSeq, a predicted model, not a curated record
CUUCCUUCAAAUCUUUAAAUGUGAAUUAAGUGAACUUGAACUUAGUGAGGGAGAGAGACAGACCUACAAGAGAGGAAGUUCUUCAAUUGAAUUGAUUGUUCAAGCUCUUUUUGAUAAGGAGGCUUGAGAAAAGAAGCAAUGGAUGGUAAAAUGAGUGGGACGGUAGCGGAUGCAGUGAACUACAAGGGUUUCCCUGCUGAUAGGUUGAAAACCGGUGGUUGGGUGCCUGCUGCACUAAUUCUUGGAAUUGAGAUAGUUGAAAGGCUAUCAACAAUGGGAAUAGCAGUCAACUUAGUGACAUAUUUGGGUGACACCAUGCAUCUUCCAAGCUCAAAUUCAGCCAAUGUGGUCACUGAUUUCUUGGGCACAUCUUUCCUUUUGUGUCUGCUUGGUGGCUUUUUGGCUGACACUUUUCUUGGCAGAUUCAGAACCAUUGUCAUCUUCUCUUUUAUUCAAACACUAGGUACUGGCACGCUAGCACUAUCGACCAAAUUGCCAGGGCUUAGGCCGCCACCGUGCCACUCCAAUGAAGACUGCAAAGAAGCAAAUGGACUGCAAAUGGGAAUUCUUUACCUUGCUUUGUAUCUCAUUGCACUUGGGACAGGUGGGCUGAAAUCAAGUGUCUCAGGGUUUGGGACCGACCAGUUUGAUGAAAACGACGAAGCUGAAAAGACACAGAUGGCCUAUUUCUUUAAUAGGUUCUUCUUUUUCAUCAGUCUGGGUACACUGACGGCAGUUACAGUGCUUGUGUAUAUACAAGAUGAAAUUGGUAGAAGUAUAGCAUAUGGAAUUUGUACGAUCUCAAUGUUCAUCGCUAUCUUAGUCAUCUUGUCUGGGACUAAACGAUACCGUUACAAGAAGAGUGCAGGAAGCCCUAUUGUCAACAUUUUUCAAGUACUUGUUGUUGCUGUAAAAAAGAGGAAGAUGGAUCUUCCUUAUGACUAUGGCAUGUUGCACGAAACAUCUUCUGACAGUUCAAGAAUCCGUCAUACAGAUCAGUUUCGCUGCUUGGACAAGGCUGCGAUCGUAGCAGAAGGAGAUUUUGUCAAAUAUGGUUCGGGUUCUGCCCCAAACCCAUGGAAGCUAUGCACGGUGACAAGGGUUGAAGAAGUGAAAAUGAUGAUCAGGUUGUUACCCGUAUGGGCCACAACUAUACUAUUCUGGACGGCAUACGCUCAGAUGAUCACUUUUUCUGUACAGCAAGCGUCUACCAUGGAACGAUCCGUUGGAGGGUUCAAAAUCCCUGCAGGAUCCCUCACUGUCUUUUUUGUGCUUGCCAUAUUACUUACUUGCGCCGUUUAUGACACUUUGAUCAUCCCAUUUUGGAAGAAAUGGAAAGGAACACCAGGUUUCACCGACCUACAAAGAAUGGCAUUAGGCUUGAUCCUUUCAACAUUCGGAAUGGGAGCAGCCGCACUGGUUGAAAUGAAGCGGUUAUCAGUGGGCAAAUCCGUAGGUGAAGUACCCUCGGGAAGUACCUUACCUAUAAGCGUUUUCUUGCUCAUCCCACAGUUCUUCUUGGUGGGUUCCGGUGAGGCAUUUAUAUAUACUGGCCAGCUAGAUUUCUUCAUCACAAGGUCGCCAAAAAGCAUGAAAACAAUGAGCACUGGGCUAUUUUUGACAACACUUGCACUCGGGUUUUUUAUGAGCAGCUUUCUGGUGUCGGUAGUGAAGAAGGUAACUGGAAGCCAUGGUGGAGAAGGUUGGCUUGCCGAUGACAUAGAUCACGGACGACUAGACCUCUUCUAUGCCCUGUUGGCAAUUUUGGGUGUGAUAAACUUUGUAGUUUAUCUGAUUGUUGCAGCUUGGAACAAGAAAGAUGAUAAGGCGACGGAAAUGGUAGAAGUGGUUUGAUUAGUAAUCCUUAAAUUAGAUUGUGUGUUUUCUUGUUUAUAUUCUCGUCGCGUCCCCUGUAAUGUUUAAAGAAAGCCGUAUGGAGUUUGCUUUAGUGAA